Messenger RNA from Olea europaea var. sylvestris, 1921 nucleotides. Its product is annotated as aldehyde dehydrogenase-like. The record is from RefSeq and is a predicted model, not a curated record. Bases 265 to 1695 code for a protein of 476 amino acids. NCBI's taxonomy places the organism in Eukaryota, Viridiplantae, Streptophyta, Magnoliopsida, Lamiales, Oleaceae. The transcript is spliced from 10 exons. Gene Ontology annotation, biological process: aldehyde metabolic process. Gene Ontology annotation, cellular component: cytoplasm. Gene Ontology annotation, molecular function: aldehyde dehydrogenase (NAD+) activity.
GCUCCUGCAUCAACCCGGAGCCAAUCUGUAAUUCUGUGCAUACAUGCAUCUGUGCAAGUAUUUUGUAGUUAUGUAUCUUGUCGUAGUCGGCCAUCUCUGUUUCCAAUACAAGUAGCCCAAACGCAUCGACAAUCUCUAAUCUAUACGUACAGAUACACGCAACCCACAACCAUACCCAUCUGCACUUCCUAAACUCUAAAUUCAUAUCUAUUUACACACAAACAAUAUAUACACAUAUACAUAAUACGAAUAGAUACACAAAGAAUGGCGUUGGAUAUGGAGGGGAUGAUGAAGGAGCUUCGAGGGACCUAUGCGAGUGGGAAACCGAAGAGUUACGAAUGGAGAGUAUCCCAGUUGAGGGCCCUGUUGAAAAUAGCCGAUCACCAUGAGAAAGAGAUAGCUGAAGCUCUUCGUUGUGACCUUAAUAAACCCGAUCACGAAUCAUUCGUAUACGAGAUUGCUUCAAUGAAAUCAUCAUGCCAGCUUGCAUUGAAGCAAUUAAAAGGAUGGAUGAAACCAGAAAAGGUGAAAACCUCGUUAACCACGUUCCCCUCAUCGGGGGAAAUAGUUUCGGAACCAUUGGGUGUUACAUUGGUCAUAUCGGCUUGGAACUUUCCUUUCUUAUUGUCUCUUGAUCCAGUCAUUGGAGCUAUUGCUGCUGGUAAUGCUGUAGUUUUGAAACCUUCGGAAAUUGCCCCCGCCACAUCCGCGGCGCUUUCAAAACUUUUAGGGGAAUAUAUGGAUACCUCUGCAGUAAAAGUUGUCGAGGGUGCCGUACCUGAAACAACUGCAUUACUGGAGCAAAAGUGGGAUAAAAUAUUUUAUACAGGAAAUGGCAAGGUAGGACGCAUAGUGUUGACUGCCGCAGCAAAGCAUCUUACACCUGUAGUUUUGGAGCUUGGUGGCAAAUCUCCUGUAGUUGUUGACAAAAACAUCAACUUAAAAGUUGCAGCAAGACGGAUUAUUGGAGGCAAAUGGGGCUGCAAUAAUGGACAAGCUUGUGUUUCUCCCGAUUAUUUGAUAACGACAAAAGAUAAUGCUUCUCAGUUGGUAGAUGCUCUGAAAUCUGAACUGGAGGCAUUCUAUGGAAAGGAUCCUCUAAAAUCGGAAGACCUGUCGCGCAUAGUGAAUUCCAACCACUUUAACCGCUUAAAAAAUUUAUUGGAUGACGAGAAGGUAUCUGGGAAGAUAGUUCAUGGAGGCCAAAGGGAUAAAACCAAUCUAAAAAUUGCUCCCACUAUUAUGUUGGACGUCCCAGGUGAUUCUCUGGCCAUGAAUGAGGAGAUAUUUGGUCCUUUACUUCCUAUCUUGACGGUCUACAAAGUUGAAGACAGUAUUGAUCUGAUUAACGCUAGAGAGAAGCCACUUGCUGCAUAUUUAUUUACGAACGACAAAAGGCUUAAGGAGCAGUUCAUUAGAAACGUCUCGGCAGGGGGUUUGGUCGUCAACGACACCAUUCUUCAUCUUGCCGAGCAUUCUCUGCCAUUUGGAGGAGUCGGGGAAAGUGGAAUGGGAGCCUACCACGGGAAAUUCUCAUUCGAUGCUUUCAGCCAUAAGAAGGCAGUGUUACAGCGUAGUUUUGCCGGGGAUAUUCCUGCAAGAUACCCACCAUAUUCACCUGGAAAGCUGAAAUUUCUGAAGGCAUUGUUAAAUGGUGAUGUAGUUGGCCUUAUUCGGGCUUUGAUUGGUUGGUAACAUCCAAAUUUUUUCGCCAAUCUGUGUACAUUAGGAAAAAUGCUCGACUUGAUGUUGAUUGAUCAUAUGGAAAUAUCGUUCUUCCGAAUUCUCAUAUAUUUGUGUUGUGAUCUUUUGUCCCAACGAUCAAAAUAUUCGAUAUAGAUGUUUGAUAAAAUAUUCAGUACCAUAUUUGCUCCUGUAUAAUCUUUCAUUUAGCUUUUUCAAGUAUAAGUUAAUUUUCCAA